Molecule: messenger RNA, 2532 nt
Organism: Cataglyphis hispanica
Lineage: Eukaryota; Metazoa; Arthropoda; Insecta; Hymenoptera; Formicidae
Product: aminopeptidase N-like
Exons: 10
Coding region: 1431-2366 (311 amino acids)
Biological process (GO): peptide catabolic process; proteolysis
Cellular component (GO): cytoplasm
Molecular function (GO): zinc ion binding; peptide binding; metalloaminopeptidase activity
Source: RefSeq, a predicted model, not a curated record
AUGACAUUAAGUACUUCAUAUAUUAUAUUAUGUUCAAAAUGUUGUCAGUAUUCGAUAGUUAUUCGAAACAAAAGAUCACGACUGAGAAUCUAAACAUUUUUGGCUAAAAGUAAAACUCGUGGCUGAUUCAACAAGAUUUCAGAAAUAAGAAUUAACAUGCUGUUUUUAAAAUUAUCAUUAAAUGGAUUAUUAAGUAUCAUUUCAAUAGCACUGGCUUUUCCUAUUGAUGAAAAUGUGGAAAAUAAAUGGUUCAAUAUGUUUAAUUACGAGUUAUCGAAUAAUAUAACAUCACUUCAUUAUGAUGUAAAAAUAAUAUUAACACAAAAUCAUAUAAAUGGCGAGUCUAAUACCUUUUUUAUAUUAAUUGUCCAAUAUCGAAUAUAAUUUUCAAUAUGCCAAUGCUUAUGAAAAUUGAUGAUAUAAAAUUGAAAUCAAUUGAAAAUGGAAUGAUUUGUCCAAUAAGUUAUUCAAUGCAUAUUAUUGGUGAUAAUCUUCAUUCCGAAAGACAAUUAUUAAUUAUUGAACCCUUCAAUCAAUUAAUGUUACAAAAAUAUUUAGAAUACGGAUCUUAUACUUUAUAUUUGAAAUUCUCAUGCCCAAUAACUCCCGUUAUAAUGGAUAUUAUGCAAACUUUGUAUGCAAAAGAAGAUAAAGAUUAUGGGUUCAUAUUCGCAGCAAUCCAGCCGAAAAGAGCUCGACAAUUAUUUCCAUAUUUGGAGCCAACAUUGAGAGCCACCUUCGACAUUUCUGUAGAACAUCAUAUAAAAUACAAAGUUUUAUCGAAUAUGCCGAUACAAGAAUACAAAUCUUUGAACGAUUCCACAAUGUGUACAGUGUUUCAGACGACACCUUUAAUAUCUAUAUAUGAAGUUGCAAUUAUAAUGUCUGAUCUAUCCCAGGUUCUUAAUUCGACUGAGACUGUGGUUAACACAUGGUGUAGACAACAUUUGAUACCUAACAUGAUAUUCGCGCAAUAUGUCGCAGGAAAUGUAACUGAGUGUCUAAAAAUGAUUUUAAGAUCUUGAAAAAAUUCCAAAAGUGGAUUUCAUCGCUAUUCCAAAUUUAGAAGACAGAAUCAAGCAGACUUGGGGACUCGUCCUUUACAAUGAAGCAAAUAUUAUUUACAAUGAAGAAUUACAUCCUGCUUCGUAUAUAAUAAUGCGCUCAAUAAUUUAUGAUAUAAUAUAUCAAUGGUUUGGUAAUCUCUUCGAUCCACUUUGUCGAUGUCAUCAGUUAUUAAAUGAAGGAUUUAUGAUGUUUUUCGAAAUACAUAUCAUCAAACAAAUCUUUCCAAAUUCUCAAAUAACAGAUUUGUUGAUAGUCCAAACUCAACAAGAUGCUCUUUAUUUAAACUCUUAUCUUGCUAUGAACUUUUUGCAAAAGACACAAGUAGUAUAUUUGAAGUUUAUCCAGAUCUUUCAUUUUCUCGUAUGAUGGGGGCCGCUUUAUGGCGCAUGUUGAAUAGUGUACUUCCUCGUUAUUCAUUGUGGAUAAAUUUAAAUGUGUAUUUGAACACUCGAUUUACUUAUUCUAAUUUGGGAACUCCCGAUGAUUUAUGGAGUUUAAUAGAGACUGGUGUACUCCGUAAAUUAAAAAAUAAACUAUAUAAUAAUCUAAACAUAAAACAGAUAAUGGAUAUUUGGACUACACAAACGAGUUGUCCUGUGGUAAACGUGAUACGAGAUUAUUCUCAUAAGUACGUAAAAAUAUCGAAAGAGAUUGACGGCAAAUUGGAUCAGAAACCAUAUUUUAUACCAGUGAGCUAUACUAAAGAAACGAACAUCGAUUUCGUUAAUAUCUCGCCACAAAGAUUCGAUUAUUUAACGCAAUCGAAUCCCGAGAUAAAAAUCGACUAUGAUAAUGAAGAUAAAUGGUUUAUUGCUAACAUAUUGCAAACUGGAUAUUAUCGUGUCAAUUAUGACACCAAAAACUGGCGAAUGAUUGCGCGUUAUUUAAACUCUAAUAAGUAUAGCAAUAUACAUGUUAUCAGUCGAGCACAAAUUAUCGAUGAUGCAUUCCAUCUUGCGAUAGAGAAAAAGCUUGAUUUCUCCAUAUUCUGGGAACUCGUGAGCUACCUAUGGCGAGAAAGCAAUUAUGUAGCAUGGUAUCCUAUGAUUAAAAUUUUUGAACGCAUAUCCGGUGCUUUGGCAUUUUCAACAACUCAUGAAUAUUUUGAGGAAAUAAAAAUGAAAAUAGAAAGCUUGUUUAAAUAUGUGAACAAGAAUAUGUACAAUCAAAAUAGCCCUAUCAUACUCUUGAACGACGAUCUUAACAAUCAUUUAAAACAAGAACUCACAAAAUGGGAUGUUUCAUCAAUAAUUCCUUGUGCGUGGAGAUGGCCAAAGAACAAUAUGAAUGGUAUUUAAAAGAUAUUAAAACUAACAAACUUUUGCCUGGGUGGAAAAAAUUGAUAUCUUGUAAUAGUUUAAAGACUGUUAACUUUAGUGUAUGGAACGAUGUAUGGAACAUCGCUGUGAAUGUAUAUAUGAAAACAUUUGAUUAUGAGAUGUUAAAAUUUCUUAGUUGUUCUGA